AUGGGGUACAAUGUGGAGUUUCCAAGUAGUAAACAGCCAUUUCCAGCACAAUUUGCAGUAAUGAACAAAGUGUUAACGGCUCUUAAAACCAAGCAACAUGCGCUGCUUGAGUCUCCCACUGGUAGUGGCAAAACUCUAGCAUUAUUGUGCUCAACUCUGACGUUUCAAAAACAAUUUUUUCACGAUCAAGUAAUGGCUUUAAAGAAAAAGGAAAACGAUCCAAAGUUUCAAGAGCAGGAGGCUAAGAAAGAGGCUCAGGAAGCGCAAUUACGGGCAUUGGAGGUACAGAGAACGAUGAUGGAGGCUCAAGAACAGAUUGCACAAGCGCGGAAGCAGAGACAAAAGAUUGAAAAUAAUGAAUUGAAUGUUAACAAUAUUCAGAAAUCAACUAUAGAAACAGUUCAAAAGGAGGAACAAGACGAUGAAAUGAUAGCUACACAACCAAAUCUUGACGGACAAUGGCUGAGUACGAGAAAACGAGAGAUAGAGAGAGGAUUCACUGCAACAAAAAAGACGAGAAAGUUGCCUCAGUCAUUCGCCAUUGCAGCGGAAAAAGUAGAUACUUCUCAAUCGGUGCAGGAUAAAGAGGUUGACGUGUCGGCUGCUGGAUUAGACCGCAAAGCCAAGGAGAAACAAGUGGUGCCACUGCAGAUUUUCUUCUGCUCACGAACACACUCGCAGUUAGCACAGGUGGUGGAUGAGCUUAAGAAUUGUCCUGUGUCGUAUUUCGACUCACCCGAAGACUCUGACACCUUCACAAAACAGCUGCAGACGUGUGUACUUGGCUCUAAACGAAACAUGUGUGUCAACCGCAAAGUGAAUCGCGAUCCGCUGCAGGUGGACGACAAAUGUCAACAGGCACGUGAGGAAUCGUCGUGCUCGUAUUAUAGAAAACGCAGCAAAGUCAGCGACUUGCGCCGGACCGUGCCGCCUGUGUGGGAUAUCGAAGACAUCGUGAAACUGGCACAAAAGCACCGUGAGUGUGCCUACUUCUACGCGCGCGAAGCGCUAGACCGUGCAAACAUCGUCUUUGCACCCUACAACUAUCUGCUGGAUCCGUCGAUCCGCGCGGCGGUGGGAAUUAAGCUCGAAGACUCAAUCAUCGUGCUGGAUGAAGCACAUAAUGUGGAAGAUACAUGUCGAUCCAGUGCCAGUGUCGAGGUGACUACGGAUGUAUUGGCGGCGUCAAUUAAGGCGUUUUCAAUCGUGAUUAAGCACGGCAAUCGACCAGAGGCAUACAAAUCCCUACUCAAGCUGCUGAAUGGUAUCAGCCGUUGGUUACAAGGCGUGGAUUCGAAUGCUAAUGCCAUUCUUGAGUCCUCAGGUUAUGAAGAGAAAAGUAAGGUCUGGGAUGGCGUUGAUGCACUAGCCAUGCUUGCAGAGUAUUCUGGCCUGACAAAAGACAGCUUUGCCCAAGUGAAAGCGGACGUACACGAAGUACGCGAGUAUGAAAACGACUUGGGCAAUCGGGAGGCUGCGACAAACCCAACAGGAACCUCAAUUCUCUUAGGUGCGUUGGCAUUGACAACGGUGCAAAACAUUAUGAGUGUAGUGGAUUACAUGUUCCGCGACAAUCUCAAGUAUAUCGACGAUUUCAAGCUGGUGGUAGUAAAGUCUAAGUCAUCGUGGAAAGAAAAUGCGAGUUUCCGGUCUCCCACUAAGAGAAAUGGCGAUGAGUGGGAACUAAAAAUGUGUAUCUGGUGCCUGAAUGCAGCCGUGGCAUUCUCUGAUAUUGCAAACCAGGCGCAUAGCGUCAUUCUUACGUCUGGUACAUUGAGUCCCAUGGAGUCAUUUGCUGGCGAGUUGGGUGUAAAUUUUUCCAUACGUCUUGAGGCGAACCAUGUCGUAAACAUGCGCAAGCAGGUGUUUAUUGGAGCUGUCAUGCACGGUCCUGGCAACGUCGACCUUCAGUCCACGUACAACAACCAGCAGGAUCCGAGAUACCAAGACUCGAUAGGUCAUUUGCUAUUGCAGUACUCACAAGUGAUUCCAGGCGGCAUUCUCAUGUUCUUUCCGUCCUACUCGCUGCUAAAUAAACUUACAACACGCUGGAAGAAGACGAAGUUGUGGAGUGAAAUCGAGCAGUAUAAAAUUGUUUACUCAGAACCACGUAACGCUGGAAAGGAUUUCGAUGCCCUUUUGGAAGAUUACAAGAACACGAUCACGAAAUGCUCAGUGGUUGUAGCAGCUGGUGACAAUGGCAGUGUAGCACCAGAAAACCAGACUACAGGCGCCAUCUUUUUGGCGGUUUAUCGCGGCAAAGUGAGUGAGGGUAUCGAUUUCUCGAACGACAACGCACGGGCUGUUCUUUGUGUGGGAAUCCCCUUUCCAAGCGUAAAGGAGUUGCAAGUGUCUCUGAAGCGCAAGUACCAAGACGAGAAGAGCCGUCUGAACAUGAUGCUCGUGAAUGGCCAUACUUGGUACCAAUUGCAAGCGUUUCGUGCGCUUAACCAAGCACUCGGACGUUGCAUUCGCCAUCGCCAGGAUUAUGGCGCCAUUAUGCUGCUCGAUUCUAGACAUCGCUUUAACAAGCAUACCAAGUCGCUUUCGAAGUGGAUGCGGCCGUUCAUUCAGGAGUUCGAGCACUCGCAGAUCUGUAUCGACGUCGCCAAAGUGGAAGAUGAAGCGAGAACCACUAGUUCUCGAGUACGAGGUCAGGGCAAGAAGGGCAAGAAGAAUAGCGCCAAGGCAAACCGCAUAACGACACCCUCACUUUCAUCGACCAUGGCAACCGUAAAAAAGGUUAUGGCAGAGCGAAAGCAGGAGUCGAAUCUGCAAAACAAUGUUUUUUCGAUAUUUCACGGACAGGCUCCGAAGAAGUCAGAGAGAGAAGACUAA
This is a messenger RNA of Peronospora farinosa, 2838 nucleotides long. The record is from the annotation of a GenBank genome assembly. NCBI's taxonomy places the organism in Eukaryota, Oomycota, Peronosporomycetes, Peronosporales, Peronosporaceae.